AAAAAACGUAUUUAUAAAAAAAAAUACCGAAAAUGAAAAUUGUUCUUUCACUGUCCAAUGAAGGGACUGUGGCGCUAUCCGCCAUGUCAGCCACCCAUCGUGCCAAGUCAGUUAGCAACGUUAGCACGUCGUGUUAGCUACGCUCUUGUAGCUCUGCGUGAUGUUCGCCGUUUCCAUGGCGUUCUUUUAUGAAUUGCCAACUGUCACACAUGCAGUUGUUUCGGCUCGGUGUAGACCCGUAACUAUCACCAGAGUAGAUGAUUUAUGCCUAUAAUACGCUUUAAAUGUUUAAUGAAUGAUUUUAUUGAAACUGAACGGCGCUGCGUGCUACAGGCCUAGACGCUACGUGCUAGCCAAUCAAUGAACUAUGACCAUUGUUGACAGAUCCUCCGAAAACUCUGACCACGAGUCAGUCGGUUGCAAGAGAUCCCCCUUCACCAGUGGAGACGGGAUGGACAGCAGCUGUUCCAGCAGCUGGGCAGUGGGCCCCACUCUGCCCAGCGACUCUCCACGACUGAAGGGUCCAGCGGGCUGCUUGGGCCCGACGCCUGGCGCUGCUGUCUACAACAACACACCUUCCUCCGUGGACCGAUCCAAAGAGCAAGUGUUAGGCAGUGGCGACGGCAUCGACGUGCCACAGAAGGUCCUCUUCCCUCCCGAGCGCCUCAACCUAAAGUGGAACCAGGUUCAUCGUAUCGGUGCAGGUCUGCAGAACAUGGGCAACACGUGUUUCCUCAACUCAGCCCUGCAGUGCCUCACCUACACGCCCCCGUUUGCAAACUACAUGCUGUCGAGGGAGCACUCCAAAACAUGUCACGAUCUGGGAUUCUGUAUGAUGUGCACCAUGCAAAACCACAUCAUUCAGGUUUUUGCCAAUUCGGGAAACGUCAUCAAGCCCAUUGGCGUACUGAAUGAGCUCAAAAGGAUUGCAAAGCACUUCCGCUAUGGAAGCCAGGAGGAUGCCCAUGAAUUCAUUCGGUACACGGUGGAUGCUAUGCAAAAGUCCUGCUUACCUGGAGCCAAAUUGGACAGGCAAACGCAGGCAACCACUUUUGUUCAUCAGGUAUUUGGUGGCUACCUGAGGUCCAGAGUUAAAUGUUUAAACUGCAAAGCAGUCUCUGAUACAUUCGACCCUUUUCUGGAUAUCACUCUGGAAAUCAAAAUGGCACCCAGUGUCUCCAAGGCCCUGGAGCAGUUUGUCAAACCAGAGCAGCUGGACGGGGAGAAUGCCUACAAAUGCUCCAAGUGCAAAAAAAUGGUCACAGCCUCUAAGAGAUUCACCAUCCACCGCAGCUCCAACGUGCUCACCCUCUCGCUAAAACGCUUUGCAAACUUUAGUGGAGGAAAAAUCACUAAAGAUGUGAAAUAUCCCGAGUACCUGGACCUGCGGCCAUUCAUGUCCCAGUCCCAAGGAGAAGCCCAGCUCUACGGGCUUUAUGCCGUGCUUGUCCACUCUGGAUUCAGCUGCCAUGCUGGACACUACUUCUGCUAUAUUAAGGCAAGCAAUGGUCAAUGGUUUCAAAUGAACGAUUCCUCUGUGACUGUUAGUGACAUUCGGUCUGUUCUUAACCAGCAGGCUUAUGUCCUUUUCUACAUUAAGUCAAAUGAUGGAAAGAAAGCGGGGGACUAUGGUCACAUGAGCCAUAACUCAGCCGUACCCGGUCAGUCGUCUCCUAGGCCUGUAGUCAUACCCCGCAUCAACAGCACUGUACAUCACAACAACAACAUCGGCUUCAUUGGGCCUCAGCUGCCCCCGCACUUGGCCAAAAAUUCGCUUCACAUAAACGGGAAUGGGCCUCUGAGGGACUAUCCCAAGCCCAGCACCAGCUGCAGUGCUGUAGGAAAACCGAACCAUGCUGCGGCCUCCUCCUCCUCCUCCUCCUCCUCUUCUUCCAUCUCCCACUCGGCCAGCCAGCCUUCAGUGAUCCCAGACCAUGACAAGCGCCUAAAGCUGUCAUUCAGCAUCGGGCAAAACAAACAGAAUCGUCCCGCCUCUUCCUCAUCUUCUGCCAACAGCUCCUCCUCUGCCUCCGCUUCAUCGUCCUCAAGCUCUUUAGCCUCCUCUCAGUCUACCUCAGAUGCUCGCUUCAUCCCUCGCCAGAUUAACCAUGUAAACGGCACGCCACGCAGUAAUGGGGAUCAGCACGGUGGAGGCAACGGCGUCUCCUUCCUGGUGCCGUACAGCCAAGAGUCUUCAGAGGAGUCGGACCAGGAGAACGGUGGCACUCUGGAUAACGGCUGCUCGGUAAAGGGUCAAGUGAAUGGAAACAAAAGAACAAGGGAUGACAAAUCGGCUAACGGGGAGUCGGAGGUUCACCACAAUGGAAACGGUUUGAAUGGAUUACCGCACGGCGUAUCUAAAACCAAUCAAAAUGGCCACCAUUUUGGACAUCACAAACUCAACGGGCAUAAUGGUCCCGAAAAGAUCUCUGUUACUAAUGAUUGCAGUUUGCCGUCUGAGGUGACUGCCACUGUGAAUGGACUGGACACUGAACACUUUAACCCAAGCAAAGAGGAUGCCCAGGUCACUCCUGUUCAGAUGGUCGAGACUGCUGCCAGCGAAACCCAGCACAUAAGGGCUACAGGUGCAUCUGAUCCCACGUCUCAGCAAACAGCCCCCAGCCCUCCUGUUGUUACCAACAAGAGCGGUUCCUCCGCAUCUAACGAGUCGGCAUCCGCCAGUCCUGCAGCCUUACCCACAUCAUCAGACUCCUCUCUCAGCACCAGCGGGGUGUCAGCAGCUCUGCAGAAGGUUAACAUUCGUGCUGAUGAAGACAAGAAUGUACCAUUGACCAAUGGUACAUCGGGACCCACUGAGGGGCGUGCUAAUGUGAAAGAGCAGCAGUCCCAGUCCAGUCCCACUUCUAAAGGCAAUGACAGACGGCCGUCCCGUGAAAGAGGGAGGGACAAACUGUACUCAUCUGACUGGAGCAGGGACCGAGAGAGACACUACAGGGACAGGAGUCAGGAGCGGGACAGUCAUCGUUACAGACGGGACUACAGAGACUUCCACCACCGAACAUACAGGGAUCAGGAUCAUUACUACAGGGACUGGGAGAGUGAGCGUCGCUGGGAGCGAACAUCUCACCACCCUCGAGAAAGGGACCGUGACAGAGGUGCUCACCAUUACCACUACUACCAUCGAACCAGGGAAGACCGUGGUUAUGAGCGCAGAGGUUACGGUCAAUACAACCGUGAGGAGUCCUACGGCCGCUGGAAGCGGCAACAGGAGAGUCGGGAAUAUCGCGGGGCGAAGAACGACGGCAAGGACAGGGACUACUACCUGUCAUCGGCAACGACGUCCGAAUCAUACAAGUCACGGAGCUCACCUCAUCGGUACACUCCUGUGUGGGACGAUCCAAAUUACAAUAGGAGCGGCCAUUCUGUGAGCUCCGAGGAGCAGCACGCCAAGAAACACAAAAAGAGCAAGAAAAAGAAGAAGUCCAAGGAUAAAGAGCGAUACCGUGACAGCGGAAGCUCGGACCCAGACUCGGACAGAACCUCUGAACUAAAAAAGAAGAAGAAAAAGAGGAGGCACCAGAGUGAGCAGCAGAGCCCGGACGCCCGCAGCGAAGAAAGAGAGAACCGGAAGCGCCAUCAUUCCGGCACGAAUGACGCAAGAAAUUAUAGCGAUGGUUGUUCACUGGAGAAAUGCCGCCGCGUAAACUAUGCCGAUGCCAACCACGUUCCUCUGGUCCCUCCUAACAGCACGUUCCCCACUGCAGAUGCAGGUCCAUCUCACUGCCACCUUAACGGAUACACAGGAAACAGCCAAGCCAACAGUGUCCACUGAUGGUCGGAUGAGCUGAGCAGUACAAUGAAGCACUGACUACCCCCGAGCCCCCCCACCCCCUGCCGAUACACACAGCGGAGGAAUGACUAAUUGACGUGGUGCUUCAUUGGGAACAAUUGUAUUUUUACCACAAGUAAUGUGUUUUAAAUGUUCACUUUUUAAAGCGUUGAUUCAGUUGCAGUAGCUCUCCGGCUCCUGUUGGACGAUUAUUGAUGACAAAUAUUAAUAUAUAUACAUGAUAUGAACACAAACAAAGCCUGGAGCUUACACAUCUCAACUGCUGCUCAGCGGAAACUCAGGACUUCAACUCAUCCUCCUCUGGCGUCACAUUCAAUUAGAAAGAGACAAAGGGAAACGUGUGCUGCUGAGGAACGCUUGGAAGAGCGCCACAUGAUCAUUUUUAGCGUCAUUUGUUAUCACUCGUGGCAGCCCACUAACAAAUGCAGAAGGGUGGGAUGGGGGGGGCGGGGUGGGGGUAUUACGAACAAGACACACGAGCAAAGCUUCUCUGACUGAUACCUCCACGUUAUUACCCUGGACAGACUUGAGCACAUUUCCCAGCUUUUCUUGAACUGUUUUGUGAAGCCGAAUUGUCUUUUUUUGGUUCUUUAAGUCAUUCCCGUGUCUCUCAGCUCACAUUCUAUUUCCACAUACA
Doryrhamphus excisus (bluestripe pipefish) is the source of this 4448-nucleotide messenger RNA. RefSeq names its product ubiquitin specific peptidase 42 (gene usp42). Lineage: Eukaryota; Metazoa; Chordata; Actinopteri; Syngnathiformes; Syngnathidae. Gene Ontology annotation, molecular function: cysteine-type deubiquitinase activity. Gene Ontology annotation, cellular component: nucleus; cytosol. The record is from RefSeq and is a predicted model, not a curated record. Gene Ontology annotation, biological process: regulation of apoptotic process; protein deubiquitination.